This is a messenger RNA of Tauraco erythrolophus (red-crested turaco), 5510 nucleotides long. The record is from RefSeq and is a predicted model, not a curated record. NCBI's taxonomy places the organism in Eukaryota, Metazoa, Chordata, Aves, Musophagiformes, Musophagidae.
UAAAAGAAUUAUCAGAAGAGAAUAAGCAACUUAAGCAGGGAAUGAAAGAAAUAUUGCAAGCUGUGAAGGAAAUGCAGAAGGAUCCUAAUGUGAAGGGAGGAGAAACAGCCUUAAUAAUCCCUAGUCUGGAUCGUUUAGUUAAUGCAAUGGAGUCAAAGAAUUCAGAGGGAAUUUUUGAUGCUAGUGUGCACUUGAAAGCUCAGGUUGACCAACUUACAGGACGAAAUGAAGAAUUAAGACAGGAACUCAGACAGACUCAGAAGGAGGCAACAAAUUUCUCUAAUCAACUGGCAAGUGCAAAUGAAAAGAUUGCACAACUGAAAAAUGAGAUCUGCUUAUUACAUCAGACAGAAGGUGGCAAUAUUGUCUUCCAAACAGUGAAUCUUCCAGAAGGAAUGGUUCCUUCAAGUGUUAAUAUGAUUAAUUCUCUGAAUGAAUAUUUAAUACAUCUUAUACAGGAACUGGAAAAUAAAGAACAGUUACUUAAAAAAUUAGAAGAUGCAGUAGAGGACUACAAGCGAAAAUUUGCAGUAAUUCGUCAUCAGCAAGGCUUGCUGUAUAAAGAAUAUCAAAGUCAAAAGGAAACCUGGCAGAAAGAAUCAGAAGAUAUGAAAGAGGAAAAGAAAAAGCUAGAAGAGCAAAAAGAACAGGAUGCUACAAAAAUAAAGGCAUAUUCUAAUUUACUCAGUGCACUUCAGCUGGAUCCUGAUGAAACAAAAAAAAUACUUGCAGAAAAUAAUAGAAAAAUAACUGUUUUACGAGUUAAUGAAAGGUUGCUAACAAGGCAGUAUACCACUUUACUUGAAACAGAACGUCAUCUUAGAAAAGAAAAUGAGAAACUAAAGGCUGAAAUAACACAUAUGGAGACUGCAGUGAUUGGGAAGAUUGGAAACUUGCAACGGUUUAAGGAAAUGGCUAGCUUUAAGAUUGCGGCUCUGCAGAAAGUGUUGGACGGUAGUGUGCCAUUGUCUGAGCUAGAACUGGCUAAUAAGCAGUAUAAUGCGUUAACUGCUAAAUACAGAGAUAUGUUACAAAAAGAUAACUCGCUCGUCCAACGGACCUCGAACAUGGAGCACAUGGAGCGUGAGAAUGAGUCCUUGAAAGCACAGAUAAAUUUGCUGAAUAAGGAACUGGAGAUCACGAAAGAGAAGCUUCACACUGUAGAACAGGCUUGGGAACAGAUGACUAAACUGGGGGAUGACAAUGCCAUGGACAAGGCCACAAAAGCAAUAACCAACACUGAGAUUUUGUCCAUUUCUAAGAAAAUCACAAUGUUGGAAAUGAAGGAACUAAAUGAAAGACAGAGAGCGGAACAUUCGCAACAAAUGUAUGAACAUUUACGGAAAACUGUAAAGCAAAUAGAAGAACGUAAUUUUGAAUUGGAAACAAAAUUUGCUGAGCUCACCAAAAUCAACCUUGAGGCACAGCAAGUGGAACAGGAAUUAAGAGAUGAACUGUCAAAGAGUGUGAGUAAGGCAGUAAGUGAUGCAGAUAGACGACACAUCAUGGACCUAGAGAAGCGUGAGAUGGAGCUCAAGAUUGAAGUGUCAAAAUUAAGAGAACUGUCUGAUGUAGCAAAAAUGCAAGUUGAAACUCUGGAGGCACGCCAGCAAUACAGAGAUAAAGAAGUGGAAUCUCUUAGAAUGCAAAUUUUAGACUAUCAGGCACAGUCAGAUGAAAAAUCAGUGAUUGCAAAACUGCAUCAACAUAUCAUAGCCCUUCAAGGUAAUGAAUCUUUUGCUGUCGGCAAAUUGGAGACUCUUAAAUUGAAACUACAGAAGAUGGAGAUCCGUAAUCUACGUUUAGAGCAGAAGCUUGAUGAGAAAGAGCAAGCUUUAUAUUUUGCCCGACUGGAAGGAAAAAAUAGAGCCAAACAUCUACAACAGACCGUUCAGUCUUUGCGGAGACAGUUUAGUGGUGCUCUGCCUUUAGCGCAGCAAGAAAAAUUCUCUAAAACAAUGAUUCAGCUACAGAAUGACAAACUGAAGGUCCUGGAAGAAGUUCAGCAUGCCCAGCAGGAGCGUCGAAAUGCAGAAAACAGAGCAUUAGAGAUGGAGUUAAAACUGAAAAGUUUAGAAGAAUUAAUAAGUGCGUUGAAGGAUACAAGAGGAGCUCAAAAGGUAAUCGAGUGGCAUAUGAAGAUGGAGGAACUCCAUCUGCAGGAACUUAAACUCAAUCGAGAGUUAGUCAAGCAAAAGGAAGAGGUGAAGUAUUUGCGUAAUAUAAUUUCUGAAUAUGAACAUACAAUCAAUAAUCUGGAAGAAGAAAUUGUACAGCAGAACAAGUUUCAUGAAGAAAGGCAAAUGGCUUGGGAUCAGAGGGAAGUAGAACUUCAGCGCCAAUUAGACCUAUAUGAUCAUCAACAAAAUGAAAUACUUAGUACAGCUCUACAGGUAGAAGAGGCUACAGGAUCAAUUCCAGACCCUAGUUUGCCACUCCCACAACAACUUGAGUUGGCUUUGAGAAAGAUUCAGGAGCAUAUUCAAACAAUCCUGGAAACUAGGGCAACCUGUAAAUCACUGGAGGAGAAAUUAAAAGAAAACGAAACUGCUCUGUGGAAAGCUGAACAAAAUAUUUUAUCAAGGGACAAAGUUAUAAAUGAACUAAGACUUCGAUUACCUGCAACAUCAGAAAGAGAGAAAAUAACGGCCGAAUUAGGCAAACAAGAAGAUGAUCCAGAGUACCAUCAUACCAUAAAAAUUGCUCAUCAAACCAUUGCAAAUAUGCAAGCAAGAUUACAUCAAAAGGAGGAAGUGUUAAAAAAAUACCAACGUUUGCUUGCUAAAGCAAGAGAGGAACAAGAGGAAUUAGCAAAGAAGCAUGAGGAAGACCUAAGAGUUCUACACCAGAAGUUAGAUUUACAUAAUGACAAUUCCCUCAAUAAGUGCAAACAGACUGCUUUGGAGCUAGUGAAAAAGACUUCUUUAUCACUUUCCAACAACAAACAUCUUCUCCGCUUAGCUGAAAUGGAGCAAACUGUAGCAGAACAGGAUAAUUCUCUUGCUUCACUUGUUGGAAAAUUAAAGAAAACGUCAUCUGAUUUGGAGAAACAAAAACAAAUUACUUUAAUGAAAAUCAAAGAGUUUGAGACUAUCACAGCCCAACUUCAGGAAAAGCACACAGUUGAUGUAGGACAACUAAAAGAUGAAGCCAAUGAAUUGAGGAACACGUUAUCUCAGAUGGAGCAGAAAUUAGCAAGUGUAAAAGCUGAACUAGAGGUCCAAAAAGAAGCAAAUAGUAGAGCACCCACAACAACAUUGAAAAACUUGGUGGAACAGUUGAAGAGCCAGUUAGCCUUAAAAGAGAAGCAGCAGAAAGCUUUGAGUAAAGCACUUUUGGAGCUCCGAGCAGAAAUGACUGCUAAUGCUGAACAGCAGAUUAUUUCUGCUGCUUCGCAAAAAGAGGCGUAUAUGAAUGUCCAGGAAAUUGUUGACAGACAAACAAAGGGGCUUAUGACGCAGAUAGAGGAAUUAAAUAAUCAGAUUACAAACCUUACAGAUAACCUUAAAAUAAGUAAAACCAGGGAAAGUUCGUUGUCCGAUGAAAGGGAUGAGUUGAACCAAGAACUUCAGAGGAAACAAAAAGCGUUUGCUAAAAUGUUGAAAGAAAAAAAUGAAAUUGAAAAAGAAAAUGAAGAACUGAAGAAACGGAUUAAGAGGUUAAGCAGUAGCAUUCAGAGCAAAGCUGAUGAACAAAAUCUGAUAGAUGCACUUCAGAAAAAAAUUAAAAUGUUGGAAAGUGAACUUGCGAAGAAGCAUGAAGAAACGGAAAAAAAAGGUGUAAUAGAAGACAAGAUUUCCAAGGAGGAAAUGAUUAGAUGGGAAGAAAGUAAAAAGUGGCAAAUCAGAAUGGAAGGAUUGAGAAACAAACUAAGGGAAAAGGAAAAAGAAGCAGAUGCUUUAGCCAAACAGUUGAAUACAUUGAAGGAAAUUUAUACCAAGACUGAAAAAGAGAAAAUUGCUCUGCAGAAGAAACUGAAAACUACUGGGAUCACUGUUGAUCGUGUUAUUGGAAUAAGAGCCUCAGAGACUGAAAAAGAACUGGAAGAACUAAGAAAACGGAAUCUAGAUUUAGAAAAUGAAGUUGCUUACAUGAGAACACAACAAGCAAUCCCACGAGAUUCUGUUGUGGAAGAAUUACAUUUCAAAAAUCAAUACCUCCAGGAAAAGCUUCAUGCAUUGCAGAGACAAUGUUCGAGAGAGAUGUAUUCUAGACCCUCGACAUCAGGAAUAGGAUCAGAUGAUCAAUAUCAAAGGCAACAAGAGGUUUUAAAGGAAAAUUUAAGAUUGUCAUCCGAAAACGUCGAGCUAAGAUUCCAGCUAGAGCAGGCCAAUAAAGAUUUGCCAAGACUAAAGGACCAAGUAGGUGACUUAAAAGAAAUGUGUGAACUUCUGAAAAAAGAGAAAGCAGAUGUUGAACGAAAGCUGGGAAGCAUUAGAGGGGCUGGUAGAAGUGGAAAGACAGUCCCAGAAUUGGAAAAAACAAUUGGUUUGAUGAAAAAGGUUGUGGAGAGAGUCCAAAGAGAAAAUGAAGAUCUGAAAAAAGCUCCAGCUGUGGUUUCUAAUGAGAAAUUACUUGGUCUUGAACAGGAAAAUGAGAGGCUAAAGUCUGAAAUGGAAAAAAUGAAACUUCAUCUGGGGAGCCAGCUGAGUACGCAUUAUGAAUCUAAAACCAAAGGAAUGGAAAAAGUCAUUACUGAAAACGAGAGGCUGCGUAAAGAGCUGAAAAAGGAAGCUGACAGUGCAGAGAAGCUACGAAUAGCGAAGAAUAACUUGGAAAUAUUAAAUGAGAAGUUAACUGUACAGCUGGAGGAAACCGUUAAGAGGCUAAAUUUGGCUGAGAGACAAUUUGACGAAGCUGACAACAAAAGCUGGAAGUCCAUUGUUGUAACAAGGAUGCAUGAAACUAAGAUGAAGGAAAUGGAAAUGGAUAUUGCUAAAAAAGACCAAAGCAUUACUGACCUGAAACGGCUGCUUCGGGAAGCAACAGAACGUGAACACAAUGCUGAUAAAAACUUAAACGAUCUCAAAGAACAAAUUGAGCUUCUCAAACACUUCCCUGAAGGUGCAAGGACAGAACAAAGCCUCAUCAGGGAGCUUCAGCUUUUAAGAUUAACUAAUGAUCGAUUAGAGAAAGAAAAAGCAGCACUAGCUCACCAGGUGGAGGAUUAUAAGCACCACAUACACACACAUACAGGUGAAGAUCCUGCAGCUGAACAUAACGAAACAGCAGAGAAGGAUGAAAAUGACAAGUUAAAGACAGAAGUAGCUGACCUCCAGACACAGCUGAAAGCGUCAGAGUUGGAAAAACAGCAAUUAAAGGAUGAAACAAAAAAACUGAGAAGAGAACUAGAAAACUUUGACCCUUCCUUUUUUGAAGAAAUUGAAGAUCUGAAAUAUAACUACAACGAAGAAGUAAAAAAAAAUAUUAUCUUAGAAGAGAGAUUAAAGCAGCUUUCUGAAGAGUUUGGCAUUCAAGUGGAUAGUCCAGGCAAUGUUUCUGUUGAUUAG